AUGUAUGUUCUUUACCGCAUUCUCUCUCUCUCGCCCUGCCGCAUUCGCUCACUCUCGCUCUUCCGCAUUCUCUCUCUCUCUCUCUCUCUCUCUCUCUCUCUCUCUCUCUCUCUCUCUCUCUCUCUCUCUCUCUCUCUCUCUCUCUCUCUCCCUCUCUCUCUCUCGCUCUGCCGCAUUCUCUCUCUCGCCCUACCGCAUUCUCUCUCUUGCCCUGCCGCAUUCUCUCUCUCUCUCUCUCUCUCUCUCUCUCUCUCUCUCUCUCUCUCUCUCUCUCUCUCUCUCUCUCUCUCUCUCUCUCUCUCUCUCUCUCUCUCUCUCUCGCGCGCGCUUUGCCGCAUUCUCUCUCACGCCCUGCCGCAUUCUCUCUCUCUCUCUCUCUCUCUCUCUCUCUCUCUCUCUCUCUCUCUCUCUCUCUCUCUCUCUCUCUCUCUCUCUCUCUCUCUCUCUCUGUCGCUCUGCCGCAUUCGCUCUCUCUCGCUCUUCCGCAUUCUCUCUCUCUCGCUCUGCCGCAUUUUCUCUCUUGCCCUGCCGCAUUCUCUCUCUCUCUCUCUCCCUCUCUCUCUCUCUCUCUCUUUCUCUCUCUCUCUCUCUCUGUCUCUGUCUCUCUCUCUCUCUCUCUCUCUCUCUCUCUCUCUCUCUCGCUCUCUCUCUCUCUCUCUCUCUCUCUCUCUCUCUCUCUCUCUCUCUCUCUCUCUCUCUCUCUCUCUCUCUCUCUCUCUCUCUCUCUCUCUCUCUCUCUCUCUCUCUCUCUCUCUCGUGCGCGCGCGCGCGCGCGCUCUGCCGCAUUCUUUCUCACGCCUUGCCGCAUUCUCUCUCUCGCUCUGCCGCAUUCGCUCACUCUCGCUCUUCCGCAUUCUCUCUCACUCUUGCUCUGCCGCAUUCUCUCUCUCUCGCCCUGCCGCAUUCGCUCACUCUCGCUCUUCCGCAUUCUCUCUCUCUCUCUCUCUCUCUGCCGCAUUCUCUCUCUCUCGCCUUGCCACAUUCUCUCUCUCUCGCCCUGCCGCAUUCUCUCUAUCUCUCUCGCGCGCUCACGCGUUCUGCCGCAUUCUCUCUCACGCCCUGCCGCAUUCUCUCUCUCGCUCUGCCGCAUUCGCUCACUCUCGCUCUUCCGCAUUCUCUCUCACUCUCGCUCUGCCGCAUUCUCUCUCUCGCCCUGCCGCAUUCGCUCACUCUCGCUCUUCCGCAUUCUCUCUCUCUCUCGCUCUGCCGCAUUCUCUCUCUCGCCCUGCCGCAUUCUCUCUCUCUCUCUCUCUCUCUCUCUCUCUCUCUCUCUCUCUCUCUCUCUCUCUCUCUCUCUCUCUCUCUCUCUCUCUCUCUCUCUCUCUCUCGCGCGCGCGCGCUCUGCCGCAUUCUCUCUCACGCCCUGCCGCAUUCUCUCUCUUGCUCUGCCGCAUUCGCUCACUCUCGCUCUUCCGCAUUCUCUCUCACUCUCGCUCUGCCGCAUUCUCUCUCUCGCCCUGCCGCAUUCGCUCACUCUCGCUCUUCCGCAUUCUCUCUCUCUCUCGCUCUGCCGCAUUCUCUCUCUCGCCCUGCCGCAUUCUCUCUCUCGCCCUGCCACAUUCUCUCUCUCUCUCUCUCUCUCUCUCUCUCUCUCUCUCUCUCUCUCUCUCUCUCUCUCUCUCUCUCUCUCUCUCUCUCUCUCGUGCGCGCGCGCGCGCUCGCUCUGCCGCAUUCUCUCUCACGCCCUGCCGCAUUCUCUCUCUCGCUCUGCCGCAUUCGCUCACUCUCGCUCAUCCGCAUUCUCUCUCACUCUCUCUCUGCCGCAUUCUCUCUCUCGCCCUGCCGCAUUCGCUCACUCUCGCUCUUCCGCAUUCUCUCUCUCUCGCUCUGCCGCAUUCUCUCUCUCACCCUGCCGCAUUCUCUCUCUCACCCUGCCGCAUUCUCUUCAGUCCCUCUCUGACCCAUUCCCUCCUCCUUUGCCACGUUCACUCACGCUCUGCCCCAUUCACUCCCUCUCUGCCCCAUUCACUCCCUCUCUGCCCCAUUCACUCACGCUCUGCCCCAUUCACUCCCUCUCUUCCCCAUUCACUCACGCUCUGCCCCAUUCACUCCCUCUCUGCCCCAUUCACUCACGCUCUGCCCCAUUCACUCCCUCUCUGCCCCAUUCACUCACGCUCUGCCCCAUUCACUCCCUCUCUGCUCCAUUCACUCACGCUCUGCCCCAUUCACUCCCUCUCUGCCCCAUUCACUCCCUCUCUGCCCCAUUCACUCACGCUCUGCCCCAUUCACUCCCUCUCUUCCCCAUUCACUCACGCUCUGCCCCAUUCACUCCCUCUCUGCCCCAUUCACUCACGCUCUGCCCCAUUCACUCCCUCUCUGCCCCAUUCACUCACGCUCUGCCCCAUUCACUCCCUCUCUGCCCCAUUCACUCACGCUCUGCCCCAUUCACUCCCUCUCUGCCCCAUUCACUCACGCUCUGCCCCAUUCACUCCCUCUCUGCCCCAUUCAUUCAGAUGA
Molecule: messenger RNA, 2457 nt
Organism: Closterium sp. NIES-65
Lineage: Eukaryota; Viridiplantae; Streptophyta; Zygnematophyceae; Desmidiales; Closteriaceae
Source: the annotation of a GenBank genome assembly